UCUCGCCGAUCACUCAAAUUUCCGAUUUGGUUAUUUGGACAUUCGGGUGCCGGUGUUGCACCGAUAAGACUGUAAUCGAGAAAGUAAGUUCGAUGUAGUUGAAAUGGGAACCAAAUUAAAAAUCGUAGUAGGUUCCCGGGUUUGGGUCGAGGAUCCAAAGGUUUCGUAUGUUGAAGGAGUAGUGACGAAUAUUAAAGGAGAGCAAGUUGAGGUCGAAACAUCUGAUGAAAGGAAGGUUCAAACAAAAUUAUCAAAGGUUUAUCUCAAAGAACUGGAUAGCCUUGAAGCUGAGGUUGAAGACAUGACCAAGCUUUCAUAUUUCCAUGAACCUGGGAUCUUGCAAAAUUUGUCAACAAGAUACCAUCUGAACAAAAUUUAUACUUAUACCGGAAGUAUUCUUAUUGCAAUUAAUCCAUUCCAAAAACUGCCUCAUUUGUAUGAUGUCGGUAUGAUGGAACAAUACAGAGGAGCACCUCAAGGGGAAUUGAGUCCUCAUGUCUUUGCAAUUGCUGACAUUGCUUUUAGGGCAAUGAUCAAUGAGGGAAAAAAUAACUCUAUCUUGGUAAGUGGUGAAAGUGGUGCUGGUAAAACAGAAACUACGAAAAUGCUCAUGCGUUACCUUGCCUAUCUGGGAGGACAAAAAGGGUCUGAAGGGCGGAGUGUAGAACAAAAAGUUCUAGAGUCAAAUCCAGUACUUGAAGCAUUUGGCAAUGCUAAAACUGUUAGAAAUAAUAAUUCCAGCCGUUUUGGAAAAUUUGUUGAGCUUCAAUUUGAUAUGAAUGGAAGAAUAUCAGGAGCAGCUAUUAGAACUUAUCUCCUAGAGAGAUCUCGAGUUUGCCAAUUAUCAGAUCCUGAGCGGAACUAUCACUGUUUCUAUAUUCUCUGUGAGGCACCAGAAGAGGAAAUUAAAAGAUACAAGCUUGGGAGUCCUAAAUCAUUUCAUUACUUGAAUCAAUCAAACUGCUAUGAACUAGUUGGUGAACAUGAUACUCAUGAUUAUCUUGGAACGAGAAGAGCUAUGGAUAUUGUCGGAAUUAGUAAGGAAGAACAAGAAGCAAUUUUUAGUGUUGUGGCAGCCAUUCUUCAUCUUGGAAACAUUGAAUUUGCUAAGAAUGAACAAACUGAUUCAGCAGUUCUUAAGGACGAGAAAUCAAAAUUCCAUCUUCAAACAACAUCAGAGCUUCUUAUGUGUGACCUUCAAGCACUUGAAGAUGUACUACUGACACGUGCAGUGAUUGCCCGUGAAGUCAUCAAGAAAAGUCUCAAUCCUGAUGGUGCGGCAAUUAGUAGGGAUGGAUUAGCAAAGACUUUAUAUUCUCGCUUAUUUGAAUGGUUGGUGGAAAGAAUUAAUAACUCGAUUGGACAAGAUCCAAAAUCGAAGUUCCUAAUUGGCAUUCUUGACAUUUAUGGUUUUGAGAGUUUUAAAAAUAAUAGCUUUGAACAGUUCUGCAUUAAUUAUACAAAUGAGAAGCUGCAGCAACAUUUUAACCAGCAUGUGUUCAAGUUGGAGCAGGAGGAAUACAAAAAGGAAGAGAUUGAUUGGAGCUAUAUAGAAUUUGUUGAUAACCGAGAUGUUCUAGAUCUUAUUGAAAAGAAACCUGGAGGGAUCAUUGCUCUUCUUGAUGAAACAUGUAUGUUUCCCAAGUCAACUCAUGAAACUUUUUCACAAAAGCUUUAUCAGAGUUUCAGUGAGCACAAACGCUUUAUUAAACCAAAACUGGCUCGUACUGAAUUCAAAAUUGCUCAUUAUGCUGGAGAGGUUCUAUACCAGUCUGAUCAAUUUUUAGAAAAGAACAAAGACUAUAUCGUUCCUGAACAUCAAGAUUUGUUAAGUUCUUCUAAGUGCCCAUUUGUGGUAAGACUGUUCCCACCUCCUGAGGAGACGGCUAAAAAUUCCAAGUUCUCGUCUAUCGGUUCUCGCUUUAAGCUACAACUCCAACGAUUGAUGGAGGUUCUAAGUUCUACUGAACCUCAUUAUAUCAGAUGUAUGAAGCCAAAUAAUGCUCUAAAAUCUUCCAUUUUUGAGAAUCCCACCAUUUUGCAUCAACUUCGUUGCAGUGGAGUUAUAGAAGCAGUUAAAAUUAGUUGUGCUGGCUACCCUUCGCGUAAAACAUUCUCUGAAUUUCUUAAACGGUUUGGUAUUAUUGCUCCAGAAGCAUUGAAAGGGAUUAAUGAUGAAAAAGAUGCCUGCAAAAAGAUUUUGGUAAAAACGGGACUUGAAUCUUGUCAGAUUGGUAAAACAAAAGUUUUUCUGCGAGCUAGUGAGAUGGUUGAACUGGAGGCUAAGAGGUUACAAAAGCUCAACAAUGCAGUCAAGAUAAUUCAAGGGCAAAUUAAAACUCGUACUGCUCGGAGACACUUUCUUGCUUUGCAAAGGGCUGCGAUUUCUAUCCAGUCUUCAUGCAGAGCUAAACUUGCUUGCAAAUUGUAUGCAAAUAUGAGAAUGGAGGUCUGUUCUCUUAAAAUCCAGAAACAUUUACGCGCACACUUGGCUAGGAAAUCCUACCAGCAGAUUAAAUCCACCGUCGUUAUUCUUCAAAGAAGGGCACGAGCAAUAGCUGCAUUCAAGAAUUUCAAAAAUCGAAAGAAGUGUGCAGUUACCAUACAAGCCCAUUGGCGUUGUAUUAGAGCCAUUGUGAACUACAAGAGACUUAUAAGGGCAUCUGUUAUAACACAAUGCAAUUGGAGGAGAAGGAAUGCAAGGAGAGUACUUCAAAAAUUGAAGACAGAUUUGGAAGAGGCAAAGGGCCAGGAAACUCCAGUCCCUGUUGAAGAUACAGAUAAGAUCAAUUUUUUAACUGCAGAAGUGGAAAGAUUAAAGGUUCUAUUGCAAUCUGAAAAGCAACGGGCAGAUGAUUGUGAAAGGAAAUGUGCAAAAGCUGUGGAAUCAAGUGAAGAGAAGAGUCUGAAGUUGGAAAAAGCUGAAAGAAGAGUUUACCAACUUGAAGAAUCAUUGAACAGGAUGAUUUACAGCAUCUCAGAUCAAUUUUCAGAGCUGAAAGUGAUAUUAAAUGCUUCAUCCAACUCAAGUUCAACUUCAAGAGUCCUUGCUAGAGACUCUCAUGGUGAUGCUACAACAUCAGCAAACUAUUCUUCCCCUGAUCCAGCUUUCCAGCUUAUAGUCCAGGAUCUUUCAGCAGCUGAAAUAGCAGGAUAUGACAACUGGGAAAGUGACCGGGAGGGGGCAUUCGAUGACUUCUUCUGAUGGAAGGUUCUCUUCAGUUUUUUUGAAUCUGUUCUCAUGUCAUCAGUAUAGUCUAUCUAGGUUGGGGCACUUUUGGCAAUAGUAUCUGCCUCAACCAGAAUUAGGCUAUUACAUCCAUGCAGAUAAUUCAUCAUGCCAUGUAGGAGUCCUCCCAACUGAACCUCUAAUGACAUACCGUUUGAGAAGCUUCUAACUGUGGCCAUACUCCUAAACUUGAAGCUCGAAUUGGAUGUCCUUCAAGGUUUCAGCUUUCUUCCCAAAUCAAUUCAUAUCAAGAAAAAACCACAUUCAAUUAUCAAUGGUCAUGUUAUUUUCCAUUAGGUCACCGUUGCUGCUGAAAAUAGUUUGUACCUAAGAACCAAUUUGCAGUUAGGUGAGCAACCUCCUCUGCCUUAUUUGAUGCAACUUCCCCAUAGAUGAACCAUUUGAGUAGUGGCAAUGUGGCAUCUAAGAUUUUUUCCUGGAUCUACAUUAUGGAACCCUUUUCAGCCGUCAUAAUCAGUUCAAAAGUUCUUUUUCAGUGUGCAUAUUCCUCAAGACCCUUUGUUAUAGAGUCGGCCAAUUCUUUUGUAUCAUCUGUCAUGUUCCAAGAUGUUAUCUCAAGCCUUCCUCUUUUAAUUGGUUGGCUUAAAGUCAAACUCAGAAGGCCUGCAUAAAGCAGUAGCAUAUGAACUUCUCCAAGGGAAGACCUAUUGCUUUCCGCAUUAUCUACAAAGGCCAAAAGCAGUAAUGGACACCUGAAGUUAACAGGAUCAGUAUCAUUGACUACACAAUUCGAACAUUGGCAAAUAUAUGAUGAAGCUUGUGAAGUGAUACCCAAAGGCCAAAGCUGAAAGUUGAAGCCAAACAUCCAGCAGUGCUGUUCAGCAUCAGCUGACAGCUUGCUCAGAGAAGGACCUAAGGGUGAUCCAUGAUUAAGUUAAAGAAAGAAAUUUCUCCAUUGCUUGGAUUACGCAUUCAGCUAGAUGGUGAUAUGUUGAGGGGUUUCGAGCUUCCAGGUCCCACGCUAACUGAUCCAGACACAUCAACCUUGGAAAUUG
This is a messenger RNA of Ipomoea nil (Japanese morning glory), 4245 nucleotides long. RefSeq names its product myosin-9-like. The transcript has 28 exons. Gene Ontology annotation, biological process: vesicle transport along actin filament; actin filament organization. Gene Ontology annotation, molecular function: actin filament binding; microfilament motor activity; ATP binding. NCBI's taxonomy places the organism in Eukaryota, Viridiplantae, Streptophyta, Magnoliopsida, Solanales, Convolvulaceae. The record is from RefSeq and is a predicted model, not a curated record. Bases 104 to 3205 code for a protein of 1033 amino acids. Gene Ontology annotation, cellular component: cytoplasm; myosin complex; vesicle.